CAUAGAGGGCACAUGUCUCCCAAUCUCUAAUCAGCGCCAAUCCACUCAUCUUCGCUCCCCACCAAGGUCCAGUACAAAACUUUGCUGCGUCAGAAAAGCUACGCAUCAAUCAAACAAGUUACACGGUAGGGGGUCAGGUGCCCUAGUCUCACACACCAAACAAGACACAUUUUUACCCAAACAACUUCACCUCAAACAGGGUUGAAAUUGCAAAGUUGUGCUUUUUUUAUACACUAUAAACAUAAGGCUCUGUGUUCAUGCACUUAAAAAAUAUCUAUUCAGCGCCUUGCUCCCUCGCCAGAUGAUUCCACCCAUGAAUCAAGUAUCAAAGUUUGAAUAAGUAGACUACACCAGUCACAAGGAGGAAACAGCUGGUAAACAUCUCUGGCUCUGGCAGCAUCAAGAGAUGCUGACCCCCUCCCCCCAUCGUGGUCAAUGGGCAGUGGAGGGUCAGGGGAAACCAGACCAGAGGCCCACAGGUACGACUAGUCUCUCUUACCAAACUUUUUUCUCCACCAAAAUACAUUUUCACCCCAAGGACGACGGAAAUACACAGAUGUGACCGAUGUUCUACUAAAUAGACAUAUACCGCCAUGACAAUUCAAUAUCCACAUCUCGUGCUAGCCAAAAAAAAUCUUCUUACCCAUUAAUUUCAUCCGUGGAAUAAGUAUUACAGUGUAAAUGACUAGACUAGGCAAGUCAGGACGGGGCAGCUUCCAUGAAAUGACCUCCUGACCUCCGUGAUAAGCCAGCUCCCCAGGGGCCACAUGGCCUCAAAUUGGUUGUUUGCAUGACUGGGUUGAUUUCAUUGGACUUAGUUGAUCGAGGUCUACAGUACAUGAUAUUAUAAUUAAUACAAAUAGGUCCUAGAAAGGCUAGAUCUAUCUAAAUCAUUAUGUGAUGUAGUUUAUCGCCCAGUUUUUAGAUCUAAAGAUCUAAAAUCUCAUUGCCACCUGGCAUUGGCUCUGCUGUGACUGUGACUGAGAAAACUUCCAUCCUAUUUCCAUAAUGAAGUCAUUAGAAGUCUAAUCUAGCUAGAUGUAUUGAAAAUGGCAUCAGCAGCAGGAGGCAGAUGGUGUGUUAUAUGUGGCUUAAAUAUAUUGAUAACUGGAAAGAACUACUAUUUGCUACAGUCCAGAAUCGCCUUGUUUGAGCUCCUGAAAGAUGUUGUGACAGAUGAAACUCUAAAUGUCAGUGUCGAUUCGCCGCCGGUCUACAUUUGUAAAAUGUGCUGCAGAAAAUUGAACAAUGUUCAGAAGUUGCUUAAUUUGAAGGAAGAACUAACAAGAGACUACUGGAAAACAAAAGACCAACAUGAAAAUUCAGUUGCAAACAUCACAAUGAAAAUAACUUCUGUCUCAAUAACACCAAAGGAAAAAGGAACACAACCCAAAAGGACUGCAUCAUUCUCUCCAGGGACUCCGAAAUCGAAGCCACAGGUAAAGAGACGUCAAGUAACUGAAGCGGAGAGGACCUCCUCUUCCAAUAUUCAAGGAAUAUCCAGAAUUCCGGUACCCUCUCCACAGUCAUGUAAUCAGCCAAAAGAAAAGAGAUCGCAAGUAACUGAAGCGGAGAGGACCUCCUCUUCCAAUAUUCAAGGAAUAUCCAGAAUUCCGGUACCCUCUCCACAGUCAUGUAAUCAGGGAAUUCAAAGCAACUGGCAAGCAAAGAAAUCGAGAACCAAGUUAGUCUAUCCGCAUGAUUCGAUUGACCAUUCAAAACAAACCAAGGCCAUUCAAAGUGAUUUCCUUAAAGAACUGCAGAAUGAAGCAGUUGCUCUGUGCCUGCCCAAUUCACAGUCAGCAUUUCGGCAGCAUGAUGCCAAAUCGUUGGUGAGUUUCCAGUUCCAACAGCAAGAAGAGGAACUUACAAAGCAUGCUCCAGGUAUAUUAGCAUCAGUGAAAGCCAUAAGCGAAAGUGACACCCUUGUCUCAAACACACAAAAGACUCAACUUUCCAUUCUCCCCAAGCAAAUGACUGCAGUGUCUAUUCUUCUUAAUGCCAGGAACCAACAGAUGAACUCUCACCAAGUAAUCAACAGUUUAAUCUUAAAGGAGAGUGCCAGCAAAAAGGAUGCAUAUGCACGACUAAAUUCCCGGGGUGUGACAUCUUCAUAUGGAACUGUUCAGAAAGUGCAAACAGAUCUGGGAAAAGGAUUUGAUGAGAAGGUUAGAGAAUGGGCAAAGGAAAUUGAGGUGGAAAGUGAGAAGGAACUGAAGCUGAAAGAAGAGCAAGAUUUUGUGGGUUUAGAGAUUCUGAACAAAACUCGUAAUGAUAAAGGAUUUCAAGUGGUGGCCGAUAAUGUUGACCUAUUUAUACAGGCUCGCCAUCCUACAAGGAGCAACUACGGCAGUGAUCUUCAUAUGGUGAACAUAUUGGCCAUUGAAAAUCGCAUCACUGGGCACCAUCUGCCAAGUGAGAACAAGGAUGAUUUCAAUCCUGAUGACAUUAAAUCCGAGAUGUUUUUACCCAAUGUUGGAGACAAUGAGUCCCUCAGAAAUGAGUGGAAAGUGCUGUGUGGCAAAAUCAUUUCUCAGUACAUGCCCAAACUGAAGGAAGAACUAAAGGAGCUACAAUCAUCAAUACCUCAUAAGCAUAUGGAGGAAACAAGAGCUAAGUCAAAUGUGGUUGAUUUGGGUGUUCUCAUGCACGAUGAAAACACUGCAGAUGGGAUAUACCAUAUCAUGCAUCACCUUCAUGGCUAUGUUCCAGGACAUGGGACAUCAAAUCCACAUAAAGUCAUCAGUGCUGGAGAUUUGCUCACAUGUGAACGUGAAAGUAGUUGUAUAGAAGAGCAGAGAAAUUCCUCAACUGCAAGUCAGAGAUUAGAAGGACUUGUUCCUGUCAUAUCAGACUUCCAUACACUUGCAAACUUUUACCAAGUAGUGUGGAAGGUGCUGUAUGACCCUGCUUCUGCUGGAGACAAGGGGACCUUGUACCAGGCACGAAAUUUUCUCAAAACACACAAUGUCACGCAGGAUCCAAUAAAGAAUAUUAAUGCGGCAGAGCAUUUGAUUGAGCAAUACACAAUCGCUUUGGUCCUGGCUGCUGCUCUCCAUUUCUUUGGUAUGAAGGAUUGUGAAGAUACACCUACAAAGAACCUGUUUCAAUUGAAUGUCCAUGGUGACUACAACAAUUAUGCCAAUGUGAUCAUGGGGUCAUUUGUUGACAAUUACGCUAUCUGUCACAAUGUUAACUUCAAAGAGAAGGACUUCUGUUGCCAAAAAUGCAACAAAACAUAUGCUUCCAGGAAGAAUCUGCAAAAACACAUCAAGGAUAAACAUCCACACCAAGAACCAAUCCAACUGCCAUCUCCCACUUCAGAAGAUGGUGUCUACAACUAUUCCAGAGUGGCACUGGGCAUGGGCUUGCUCGCCAUGGAUUUCCGAGAUGCACGGCAGAAUGGAGAUGGGGAACGUAUAAUCCGGCUCCACAAGUUCCUACUUCUCCACUGUAAGGCGGCAAAGAAGCCAAAAUACAGUUUCCACAUUCUGCGCUUGUUGGCUCAGGUGCAUGUAUUCCUGUCACCUCGCCUGUCAUAUGAGUUGGUGUGGAAUCGGUUUGCCAAUCCUAGUGGCAGACAGUAUGGUAAUAUGGAAGUAGAUCGUCUCAUGGAACACCACAAUAGGGUAUUCAAGGAAAGUUGUAGGGGUCUUCGUGGAAAGAUUUCAAAGAAGAAUAUAGAGAGAAUAAGUCGAUCUUCACAGAGGGUUAAUGAACUGCUGGAGGACAUUGACAAAGAAGUCCCUGGAAGGAAACGCCGACCUUCAUCAAGGCACAAGGUGGACAGGAAAGAUGCAGUGGCACUUGCAGUAGACCUCCAUUCACAGCUAAUCUUUGAAUGUCAAUCAGGAAGAAUGCAUCACAGGUUCCCUGGCUUUCCUUCAUCCCAUUUCAGUGGCAUUGACCCUGCUAGUCUCCAUGAAUGGAUAAGGAACACAAUUAGAAAACUGUCUCGGCAGAAUCAAUUUGCAAAGCACUAAAUUUACCUAUUCUUGGGCAGGACACCCCAGACAUUAUUUGCAAAUAUGUUGAUAGAAUGAUAAAGAUUGCAAUAUGACAAAGUAUACAGACCUUAACAAUAUCCAGCCACUGAACCCCAGAAUUGAAUGAGACUUAGUUUAAAUUAUUCUUGAGAGAAUUACUAAGAAUAUUUUAGUUGUCCUUAGUAAUUAAGUUUAUAUUCAAAUUUAGAUUUUAAUCAGUCGAUUGGACAUGUGUAUACCAAAUUGUUUCCUCACAAAAAGAAACAAAAAUGCAUGCAAGGUGGAUCUAAUAUAUAUAUUUUCCAUCACAGUACCUAAUGUGUAGUAAUUUUGGCGUUUAUUGGCUUACUCCAUAAGUAAAAGUGAGUCCAGUCUUGUUUUCAUUUUUAAGUUUUAAGGAUACCUAUUAAUGUAUGUAGUAUCAAACUUAUCAUGAAUUAAUCCAAUUUGAAAUGUACUGUGGCUGUUAGAUGUAAAAAAGGAAAGGAGAGAAAUAUUUUUGGGCUAAAUUACACAUUCAAUAAAGUUUAGAAAUGCUGCAAAAGUUAAAGUUUAAAACAAAAAAAAAGCAGAGUAAUUGUUAUUUGUUAGGUAUGACCUCAUGCUUUCAAGUUUGACAGUGUAGAUUCUGACACUGGUGAAUUUGAUUUGUCUGAAUCUUCAAAUUCAUUCUGGUAAAAUAAGUAAGCACACCUCUUAAAUAAUUUUGAUUGCUGAAUACUUGUUAGUAGCAAUAAAGCCUUCAUCUGAUGCCAUUAAUAUUUUUCUCCUUUAUGUUAAAUCAUGUGUGCAGAUGACACAUCACAAAGUGGCGACACUUAUCAUGCUGGCACAAAGGGAUUUAGAGAAGAUUUCAUUAUAUAUAUUCACAUUUUUUCCUAUAUUAAACCUGCUGACUUUCAGUUGUCACCAUUUGGUCUAUUUGUCUUUGAAGCCAAGAUAUAUGACAAAUCCCAUGAUAUGAGUCUGAUGAAAUCAUUUUAUUCAUAAUGUAAUAACCAUAAUAGAUAUAAUAGAUUUCAGUUCCUCAAUUUCCUUUCAGAAUAUUAUCAGUAUAUGAUGUCAAACAUAAGAAAUAUGUUCAAAUUGAUGAAAUGGUGCAAUUUUAGGGGGAAAUAUAGUUGUAACAGAAAUGGGCCCAACUCUUAACACAUGGCUAUCUCAAAAAAUAAAUAAAUGGCCAUUCUUUUUAUGAUUUUUGUCUCCCCUGCAUAGCAAAUCGAGACUGUAGGCACUGCUUUUUUGACGUUGGUGGCGGCAUUGUCCUCAUAAUUGAAUUCUUAACCAGGGUUAAGUUUUUGAAAUGACAUCAUAUCUCAGGAAGUAAAUGAAAAUAGUUAAUGAAACUUUGACAUAAAAAUA
Lytechinus variegatus (green sea urchin) is the source of this 5348-nucleotide messenger RNA. RefSeq lists its product as uncharacterized. NCBI's taxonomy places the organism in Eukaryota, Metazoa, Echinodermata, Echinoidea, Temnopleuroida, Toxopneustidae. The record is from RefSeq and is a predicted model, not a curated record. The coding region runs from base 1050 to 3983 and encodes 977 amino acids. The transcript is spliced from 7 exons.